Guillardia theta CCMP2712 is the source of this 3816-nucleotide messenger RNA. RefSeq lists its product as hypothetical. The record is from RefSeq and is a predicted model, not a curated record. Gene Ontology annotation, biological process: epithelial cilium movement involved in determination of left/right asymmetry. Lineage: Eukaryota; Cryptophyceae; Pyrenomonadales; Geminigeraceae. The coding region runs from base 1 to 3816 and encodes 1271 amino acids. Gene Ontology annotation, cellular component: ciliary basal body; centrosome. Gene Ontology annotation, molecular function: protein binding. The transcript is spliced from 11 exons.
AUGAUCCUCCUCCCCAUCAUCUCUCCUCUCGCUCUCCUCCCUCCUCUGCUCCUCCUCCCUCCUCGGGGACAGAGGGCCGGGUUCAACCUCCCUCGUCAAAGGUCGGGCUCGUCUGUCGUCCACACUGAAGAUGAACGGGACACUAGAUGCACUCAAGCUUCAUACCAGACACAACUGCGUGCAAAGUUCUUAGCAGAGCUGCGAGGAGGCUCCACUGGCAAUCGCCGCGUUCCAAACGCCGUAGAGCAGGCGGGCAACUUGCUGAUCAUGGACUACCUGCAGCAAGUCGGCUUCAUGCACACAGCAUCUGUGUUUGCACCUGAGAGCGGAAUACAGCAGUACAUCGGAGGAGGAGGAGGAGGAGGAGGAGGAGGAGGAGGAGGUAACAAGUUUGUGGAGUCAUUCUUGGACCUGUUGCAUCUUCAUCCCGACAACAAACUCUACCAAGUGAUCCAGCGGGCACCGCAAGACUCUUGUGCCUUGAGCACCCUCCUAGAACACAUCAUGCGCACUUCCAUGCAGCCGCAGCACACGAGGAACGCGGACUGUCAGACGGUGACGAUGGAGCUGGCCACGUUCGACAGAAAGAUGGAGUUGAUAAACGAAAGAUAUCGAGGGAUGGCCAGCGAGAACGCACUGACGCCCCUCAAGACACUCGAGGAGAAGUUGGCAAAAUUCCAGAAGGAGGCGGAUGAGCGGGUGAAGGUUGAAGUAGAGGAAGCUGUUGCUCGGGUGAGGCAGGUCGAGAUGAGCAAGAUGCGGCUGGAGGAGCAGAUGAAAUACUCGCAGCUGCUGGAGCAAACCCGAGAAGACCUCGAGCACAACUACCAGAAGAAGUUGGAGAGCAUGAGGACAAGGGAAGCUGAAACCAGCGCGAAGAUGCUGCAGAAGGAGAAGGAGGUGGAGCAGCAGUUUUAUCAUCAUCGGCAGAGGAUGCUGGCGGACCUGGAGGAGCUGAGGAGGAGGGAGGGAGAGCUCAGGAAGGAAGAGGAGUUCUCCAGAAUGCGCAUUGCAAAGAGCGAGAGCCGGUGCAAGGAGCUCGAGCAUGCCCUUGAAUUGAAGCUCGUAGAGGUUGAGAAGAAGAGGGUGGAGGAGGACAGGAGGAGAGAUGAAAACGUUGCGCGGGAGAGGAGUGAGCUGAAGAAGAAGGCGGAGGAGGAGGAAAAGCGUCUAAGAGAGGGGAGGAAGGAGCUUGAGGAGCAGAAGCUGCAGCUGAAGAUGGCGGAGGACGCGUUCGGAAGUGCCAUGAACGAGGCGCGGCUGGCGCGAGAGGAAUGUCUUGUGCUGCAGGCAGAGAACGAGAGCCUGACGAAGAAGCUUGAGAAGUCGCAGAGAGAGCUGAAGGAGCUGCAGGACUUCAACGUCGAGCUGCGCGAGCAGGUCAAGCAGAGGGAGGGCGAGUGCGAGAGGCUGCAGGAGAGGAUGGCGGAGCUGCAGGUGGAGCAGGAGAGGAGGGGGGAGAGGAGCAGGACGACGAGCCAGAGCUACGAGGCCAUCGGCAGCCAGCUGGAGGAGAUGAGGUCUAGCUUCAGCCGCGAGAGGCUGCUGAAGGAAAAGCAGACUCUGCAGCUGGAAAACCAGCUGAAGUCGGCGAGGAGUGAGAUCAUCUCGCUGCAGCACCAGCUGUCGUCCCUCCAGAGGGACAACGACGAGCUGAGCAGGUGCAUGAGGGAGAAGGAGGAGGAGCUGAUGGAAGGCAGGAGGGAGCUCGGGGAGAGCAGGGUGAGGAUGAAGCCGCCUGCUCUCCUCCCCCCCGAGCCCUCCCACGGCAGCUCCCACCCUGGGAGGACGAGGAGGGAGGAAAGGGUCCAGCACGAGGAAAGUCAGAGCAGGGAGAGCGGAAGCAAGGAGGAUGCGUGGGAGUUUGACAUGAAAAGAAUCCUCUCUGUCAUCAACGACCUCGACCACGAGAACGACAUGCUGCGCAAGAACAGGGAGCGAUACCUUGCGGAGAGGAGGAGAGAGAAAAUGCUAAGGUCUUUUGAGGCCGCAUCCUCCCAGCCGGGCAAGGGAUGGACGGAGACGUCCAGGAGGAAGGAGGUGAAGGAAGAGGAAGAGGAGGCGAAGAGAGCGACGCACAAGGUGAGGGCGACGAGGACAGAAAGCGAGAGGACGAUGAGAGAAGACAAGGACGGCGAGGAUCGCGGGCCAUCUCUACAUGUACAGGAAGGCGAUCUGUCGAUCGAAGAGAUGGAGUUUUCAACUUCGUCUUCUCUAAGACAAGAAGACGGACAAUGGAAAAUUCAGGACAAGGGGUCAAGUCACCAGCUGGGGUCGACGACUGAUGAGGAGGCGAGGUGGAAGGAGGAAGAGGCGAGGAAGAAAGCGGAAGAGGAAAAGGAUGAAGCAAGAAAGGCAGCCGCAGCGGAGCAAGCAAAGCGCAAGGAGGAGGACGCGAUCAGAGCAGCGGCUGCGGCGGCGGAGGAAGCGAGGAGGAAGGAGGAAGAGGCGACAAGAAAGGCAGCCGCAGCAGAGCAAGCAAAGCGCAAGGAGGAACAGCGGAAGAAGGAGGAGGAAGAAGCAAGGAAGAAGGAGGAGGCGGAAGAAGCAAGGAAGGAGGAAGAAGCAAAGAAGAAGGAGGAGGAAGAAGCAAGGAAGAAGGAGGCGGAAGAAGCAAGGAAGGAGGAGGAAGAAGCAAGGAAGAAGGAGGAGGCGGAAGAAGCAAGGAAGAAGGAGGAGGCGGAAGAAGCAAGGAGGAAGGAGGAGGCGGAAGAAGCAAGGAAGAAGGAGGAGGCGGAAGAAGCAAGGAGGAAGGAGGAAGAAGCAAGGAAGAAGGAGGAGGCGGAAGAAGCAAGGAAGAAGGAGGAGGCGGAAGAAGCAAGGAAGAAGGAGGAGGCGGAAGAAGCAAGGAAGAAGGAGGCGGAAGAAGCAAGGAAGAAGGAGGCGGAAGAAGCGAGGAAGAAGGAGGAGGCGGAAGAAGCAAGGAAGAAGGAAGAAGAAGCGAGGAAGGAGGAGGAAGAAGCAAGGAAGAAGAAGGAGGAGGAAGAAGCAAGGAAGAAGGAGGCGGAAGAAGCAAGGAAGAAGGAGGAAGAAGAAGCAAGGAAGAAGGAGGAGCGGAGGCAGCAGGAAGCGAGAAGGCUCGAAGAGGAGGAGGCGAGGAAGAAGGAGGAGGCUCGGCUAAUCGCGAUGGAGCGAGAGGCUGUCGAGGCGAUGAAGCGCAAGGAGGAGGAGGAGGAGAAGGUCCGUCGGGAAAAGGAGCAGGUCAGGCACCGGCGGGAUGUAGAGGAGCAGCUGGAAGACGCCAGGAAGCAUCUUGCUGUGUUCGACUUGGUGCGAGCAGAGGAGGCUCUGCGUGAGGCGGAGUACCUCUGCAAGGAUCAUGGUCUUGAAGACGUCAGGACGCAGGUCGGGGUGCUAGAGGAGGAGCUGCGAGGGAAGAAGCGGAAGGCAGCAGAGGAGUCGGUCAGGUCCCUCUUGCAGAAGGCACGAGGGGAGUGGAAGGGAUCGUCCUCCUCCAAGCCCGACUGGAAGCUCAAGUUUGCGAAAGCCCGUGACUUGCUGCAGGAAGCGAGAAAACUGAUGAGGGGGAGCGGGGAGGAGGCUGAGAUGGAGGAGGAGCUGAAGGAGGUCGAGGAGGAGAUGGCGGCUGCGGAGAGGGAGGCAGAGGCAACCAGGGAGGAGAAGCCUGCCGGAGCUCAAGAUGCCCUCAGCUUCUACAUGAACUUCGUACCCAAGGAGGAGACCAAGAACGACUCGAGCGCGUCUGGGCAGGAGGAGACGAUGGAGCCAACGUUCGAGCUGAGCGACAACAGCAUCGAGGACGAGAUUGUGUUCGAGGCUGAGGAGGAGGACGGGGACGACCUUGACGACUGGUGA